This is a messenger RNA of Puma concolor (puma), 1238 nucleotides long. NCBI's taxonomy places the organism in Eukaryota, Metazoa, Chordata, Mammalia, Carnivora, Felidae. The record is from RefSeq and is a predicted model, not a curated record.
AUGUUGCAGAAACCGAGGAAUCGGGGCCGCCCUAACACCCAGGCCGAGAGGGAGAGGGACUGGGCCCGCGGCGCCGCGGAGGAGGCCCCGAGCACCUCCCGCGGGGCGGGAGGCUCCCAGGAGGCCCGGGGCACGUCGUCGCAGGGCGGCCGCCGGGCCGAGGCCUCCCCCGAGGUGGGGCCCAGGUCCCAGCAGCAGCUGGAGCUGAAGGUGGCCGAGCUAGUGCAGUUCUUGCUGAUUAAGGACCAGAAGAAGAUCCCGAUCAAGCGCACUGACAUAGUGAAGCACGUUAUCGGGGACUACAAGGACAUCUUCCCUGAUCUCCUUAAACUGGCUGCCGAGCGCCUCGAGUAUGUCUUCGGGUACAAGCUGGUGGAACUGGAACCCAAAAGCAAUACGUACAUCCUGAUCAACACUCUGGAACCGGUGGAGGAGGAUGCUGAGGUGAGAGGCGAUCAGGGCACGCCCACCACCGGCCUCCUGAUGAUUGUUUUAGGUCUCAUCUUUAUGAAGGGCAAUACCAUCAAGGAAACGGAGGUCUGGGACUUCCUGCGUCGCUUGGGGGUGUACCCCACAAAGAAGCAUUUAGUUUUUGGGGACCCAAAGAAACUUAUUACCGAAGAAUUUGUGCGACAGCGUUACCUGGAGUACCGGCGGAUACCCCACACUGAUCCUGUAGACUAUGAAUUCCAGUGGGGUCCCCGAACCAACCUGGAAACCAGCAAGAUGAAAGUUCUUAAGUUUGUGGCCAAAGUCCAUAAUCAAGAUCCCAAGGACUGGCCAGCACAGUACUGUGAGGCUUUGGCAGAUGAGGAGGCCAGGGCCAGACCUGAGACAGGUGGCCCCACUCCCUCCUCUUGAAGUCUGAGAGAGAUUUGAGCUCCAGAGGAGGUGUCAAAGGCACUGGGUGAUGGGGCAUAUUUCUGUAACACUCAAAUGUGUGUGGCUUUAGGAUGUGUUUGCAAACUUCUGUUCUCUUUUAAUAUUGUAAGUUAUUUGGUUCCAGCUUUUCACUUAUAAAAAUAUUAGGAGAGGAUUUUUUGUUUUAACUUGUGUUAUUGUCUGUGUAUUUUGGCAUAAAAAUUUUGCUAGCUUUAUGCAAGUAAUUGGAAAACAUUGCACCAUGAUCUGGAACAGGUGUUUAAGAAAGAACACAUUGGUCAAUUGCUUUGGCGCCAAGAAAGUAAAAGCAAAGUGACUACUAUCUGGUGUCUUAACUACCCAGUUUGUAAGUUAAA